Messenger RNA from Symbiodinium sp. CCMP2592, 2025 nucleotides. Lineage: Eukaryota; Dinophyceae; Suessiales; Symbiodiniaceae. The record is from the annotation of a GenBank genome assembly.
AUGUCGCGGCGGCCGAUCUGCCGUUUGAAGGUUGUGACCGGCCAUGCUACUGCUCUACGGGCCUCAGCUUGUGGAAGCGAGUCCGAGGAUGAUGUGGACCUCGACAGCCUGGCCUAUGGGUUCAUGGCUUCGCAGGCUCUCUUUGCCGCGCUGGAACUGGGCGUCUUCGAUCACCUGGCGAAGGGCCCGCAAAGCGUCUCCGACUUGGCAGCCGGGUGCGGGGUGCCCUGCAAUCGCCUGCAGACUCUGCUGACUGCGCUGGUGGCAGCAAAGUGCUUGCGCCGAGACGAAUCACAGCUCUACAGCAAUUCGCCGAAUGUUCAAAAGUUUAUGGUGUCGUCUUCAAAGGCCUACUAUGGUGACUAUUUCAAACAUCAGGUGGGUGGCUUGUUUUAUGCCCGGAUGGGGCAGCUGGCAAAAGUGCUGAGGGGAGAGGAGGUGCUCGACUACUCCCAGUGGUUCUCGGAUCCAACAGUGGCCUCGCUCUACACGUCCGCGCAGCAUAAUGGCAGCUUAGCCACAGCGAAGUCCCUCUUCAGGAAGGUUUCGCUUGCAACGACCGGUCAGAUGUUGGAUGUCGGCGGAGGCAGCGGCGCUUUCUCCCUGCAGGCUUCGAGAAUGAACCCAGAGUUGAGGGCCACCGUGCUGGAUUUUCCGGAGGUCUGCCGCGUUGGAAGAAGCCUCAUGGAGCAAGCUGCACCGGAGAAGCCGCCCAGAGUGAGCUUCAAGGAGUUGGAUGCCACUUCCCCUUCCUGGCCCGUUGAAGCCGAGUCUCAAGACCUUGUUCUCAUGUCUUACCUUUGUGGCUCGGUGCCCGAGGAUCUGAUUGCUCAGUUGUUUCAAAACGCCUUCCGAGUGCUCCGCGCAGGUGGCCGUCUGGUGGUGCAUGAUUUCAUGGUGGACGACACCAGAGAUGGACCCGCCUUGGGAGCGUACUGGGCGCUGCAGCACGUCACUGUAAAUCCCACUGGGUUGGGCUUGGCCCCGUGCGACAUAAGCUCGCGCAUGAAGGCCGCAGGCUUUGACCGUGUUGAGGCUUUUGACAUGAUUGCAGCCAUGACCAAGGUCGUGCAUGCUACAAAGCCCUGUUUCGUUUCGCUGCUGCCCCUCGAGCCCGUCGGUGCCAAGGAGGCAGCAUCCGCCGAGCCACGCUGGACGAGCUUUCCGGCCCUCUGGGCGAAAGGCCGGGCGACCUUCGAGGAGCGCGCCCUUCUUUUGUGCUCACUUCUGCUAGGUUACUCCUUGGAUGCCUGGGUCUGCCUGGGCACGGACGACAAGGGGCUCGCCCAUGCCUGGGUUCUGGUCCGCGAUCGCGCAGACGCGUCAACCCCCGCCCAGGUCACCCUGUGGGAUCCGCGGAAUGCGCAGCGCAUCAAGGCAGACGACCCCCGAUACCUGAGGUCCUUCUCCUCAGUCGACACGGUAUUCAACCACCAACGUAUCCUCGUUUGCCACGAGGAUGAGUUGCAACACGUCUGCUACGACUUCAGCGAUCCCCGAUCCUGGCUGGCCGCACCAGUAGACCAAGAGAUCUUGGAUGUCCUUCGCCUGUACCCGAGCACUUUCUGCCCAGGAGUUUCAGACCUCGCGCUCAAGACGUGGCCGCCCUCCAUGGACAGCGAGCCUUUGGAGGAGGCCAUUGAGAGCAAGCUGGGCGCCGCUAUCCGCAGCCACCGCGAGGCCGCAGGCUUGCCUACACGAUUGGACUCGCAUCUCGCACAAUUGCUGCACGUGGCCCUCGUGAAUUGCGAGUGCGAAAGACGCGGCCUGCCAUCACAGGCAGCGGUCUUCGAAGGCCUGGCCAGCCGAGUCUGCGCUCCGGGGGAAGUGCUGCGUGCCACGCCCGUACAGUUCAACCAUCUUCGGGUCUCCCUCUUCUGGUCCGCGCUGAGUGACAGGGCUUCAAUUCGGGAGGUCCUGGCUUCGCCUGCCACCACGGCUUUCGCGGUGCGCGCGAGAGUAGUCCGGCAGCCUGAGGACGCUGUGGCGGUGUGGGUGCUCAUUGCCGCCAAGGGAAAGAUGUGA